Messenger RNA from Myzus persicae (green peach aphid), 1704 nucleotides. RefSeq names its product protein decapentaplegic-like. The coding region runs from base 1 to 1101 and encodes 366 amino acids. Gene Ontology annotation, molecular function: growth factor activity; cytokine activity. The transcript has 5 exons. NCBI's taxonomy places the organism in Eukaryota, Metazoa, Arthropoda, Insecta, Hemiptera, Aphididae. The record is from RefSeq and is a predicted model, not a curated record. Gene Ontology annotation, cellular component: extracellular region. Gene Ontology annotation, biological process: BMP signaling pathway; SMAD protein signal transduction.
AUGAUUAUUUUACUAAUAUUGUUGGCUAUGCUACACACCGGAAGAGCAGCCAUCGCAGGAUAUGAAGAAGUGGAACAAAAUUUAAUUACAAAAUUAGGUUUAACUCGAAGACCUGUAGUAGAUAAAAAUAUGAAGAUACCAUCUGCCACAAUGGAUCUGUACAAAUCAAUGUUAGAAGAAAACAAUGCAAUGAAAACUCAUUUUCCUCUUCCUGGUUUGCACGCGUCGUCUGCUAAUACUGCUAGGACCUAUACCAACAAAGGAUCAGCCCCAAACAGUGCUAAGUCUAAAAGAUAUAGGCUACAGUUUGAUAUAGAUUCUAUACCGGAAGGGGACCAGAUUAAAGCUGCCGAAGUUCGUUUUACAAUGAUACACGAUACAAUGCUACACAAUGAAGAAAUUAUUCAUGUGAUUGUACAUGAUAUAGUCCAACCUGGGGUGAAGGGCAUAACAAAACCUAUUCUCAGAAUUAUCGAUUCGAAAUCAAUCAACAUGUCAAAAGUUUCAAAAUCAGAAGUUAUCAGUUUUGACGUAACACCAGCUAUAGAAAGACUGUCAGAGAACAAUUUCAAGGAUAACCAUGGCAUGAUAGUACAAUGUGUCACGGAGUCUGGUAGUCAAACACAUUUACUCAGCGUGUUUGACUUUUUAUCACCCGAAAAGACAUUGCUAUUGGUCUACACCGAUGACGGAACAAGUGAGAAGAGCACGCUGGAAGGGAUGAUGCAGCGUAGCAAACGGUCGGCCGACGAACCGGGAGGGCCACAGAAGAAAACGAAAAAGAAGAAAAUCUGCCAGCGGUAUUCGAUGUACGUGGACUUCAAGGAUGUCGGGUUCAGCGAUUGGAUCCAGGCGCCGCCAGGUUACGACGCUUACUACUGUCACGGGGAGUGUACGUUCCCGUUGGCCAAUCACAUUAACGCGUCCAACCACGCUGUCAUGCAGACGCUGAUGAACUCGUACAACCCGACGGUAGUUCCGCGGGCGUGCUGCGUACCGACAAAGCUCAGUUCGCAGACGCUGCUAUACGUGGACGAUGACGGGAAGUUGGUGGUGAAGAACUACCCGGAAAUGACCGUGGAUGAAUGCGGAUGUAGAUGAAGGCUGUGGUUUAGCGGCAGUUAUUUCAACGUCAUACCGCGCCUGCAGUAGCUGUGUUAUAAUGCCUGAGUGUGUACAUAUAAUAUAACAUAAAACUUUGUCGUCUCACUUUAUUACCCGGGAAAUGGUCGAUAUACAUAUUAUGUAAUGCCUCUACAUAAUAUACCUAUGUACAGUGUAUGCGUGCGUGUUUUCUGCCUCAGAGUCAAAAGCGUUUAGCGCGAAUCUAUAAAAUAAAACCUAUUUAUCCAGCUCUAGUUCUACCGACAUUGAUAUAAAUAAAUAUGUACACCUAUUACAGUUUAAACACGCACAUAUAAAAUAUUUUUUUACCAAUAAUGUGUAAAUAAUAAUGUACCUGCAUAAAGAAUAAGUUUAUAAGUGUAAGUACCUGCAAAUGGACCGAAUUGUAAAAAAAUAAUUAUAAGUCUAGUCCAAAACCAAUACAAUAUUCAGUUUUAAUGUUUAAUAACCAUGACGAUUGUGUAUUAGAUAAAUGUUUGUACACAAAACCCUAACACAAAUUGUUGUUACUAUUAUUGCUAUUCCUUCUAUUUAAAUUAUUUAUUUAUAUUUUGUUUUCGUUGUUGUUUUAUUAAAUGG